UCAAGAGGAAAAAAACAAAAUGCAGACAAUUUUUUAUAUACUGCUCCUGAUCAAUAUUGGGCGAUGCUCAGAUCAUCAGAUCUUUGACACCAAAAAUGUUGCUGUUGGGCAAAAUGUGACUCUGAAUUGUUUCCGGGAUCGUCUUUGGCAUUCAACAAACUUAUUCUGGAUCAGACUUGUUUCUCAGAGCUUUCCUGAAGUUUUAGGAUCAACAAUAUCUCAUGAUUCUCCGACUAUUGAAAACAUUCAUCACAUUACAACAAAACAAGAGCCUGGAACUUUUGUUCUACAUAUCAACAGAGCACAGUUAAGCGAUACAGCUGUUUAUUACUGCAUCAAAGAAAGUCAGCUAACCAUGACAUUUUUGAAAGGAACUUUUCUUCGAGUCAAAGGACCUGACCCAGGCAUCACUGGUGUCACUCAAGACUCUUUGUCUAAUCCCGUCCAUCCAGGAGACCCAGUGACUCUGCAGUGUUCAGUCCUCUCUAAUUCUGAGAACAGAACAUGUACAGAAGAUCACAGUGUGUACUGGUACAGAACCAAACCAGAUGAGUCUCAUCCAAGUUUAAUUUAUAGUCAAGGAAACAAUAGUUAUGACUGUGAGCGGAGUCCUGAGGCUGCCUCCACACAGAAAUGUGUCUACAGCUUCUCCAGGAACGUCAGCUCGUCUGAUACAGGAACUUAUUACUGUGCUGUGGCCACAUGUGGAGAGAUACUGUUUGGAAAUGGAACAAAACUCGAUAUUGAAGUUCCAGUUGUCCGUCAUUGGGAUUUGACCAACACCGUUGUCUUUCUGCUAUGUGUUGCUCUCAGCAUAAGCCUGUUUGUCAUAGCCUUCCUCAUUUAUACCAUCAAAGAAAAAAACAAAACCUCAGCUGCUGCUUCUCUACAAACAAAUACAGAAACAGCUGGUGCAGAACAACAAAUCCAGCAAAGACAUGAAGACUCAUUGACUUAUGGUGCACCAACUUUUACCAAGAGAAACACUCGCAAAGCAGAGAGAAGGAACACGAGAGCAACAGAGACAAUUUGUAUUUACUCUGAUGUCAGAGCUUUUGAGUAUGGAAAAAGUGAUGCUUGAGCAAAGCUUGUAUUUCAUCUCACUGGGCCAUCAGCUAAUACACUAUGUGGCAGCUAAUGUAUUAUUGUAUGUUUAAACCUGAUGUAUUUAUUUGUAAUGACUGUACAUAAAAUAUGAAUAAUCAUUUGGCUUACCUUUAGUAACUCACAAGAAUUCAAUUUGGAAGAACAAAAUCCAUCUUCACUUUGGACUGAUAUGUUAUAUUGGCAUGCCCAGACUCUUAGUGUGUUUUAAAUGCAUUCCUUUACCCUUUCUGUUUUCCUUUGUGUCCGCUGUAAUAGAAAUACAGAAAUCUACACAGAAACAUCUAAAAUACUACUUUGUUUUGUGAGUUCUUUGUAUCUUUCAGCUAUUUUUGUCAGGUGUUCUGAAAAUAAGCAGAAAAUAAACUUUGCUUUUCAUGGGGCUCUUGCA
Haplochromis burtoni (Burton's mouthbrooder) is the source of this 1495-nucleotide messenger RNA. Its product is annotated as signal-regulatory protein beta-2-like. The record is from RefSeq and is a predicted model, not a curated record. Bases 20 to 1081 code for a protein of 353 amino acids. The transcript has 6 exons. NCBI's taxonomy places the organism in Eukaryota, Metazoa, Chordata, Actinopteri, Cichliformes, Cichlidae. Gene Ontology annotation, biological process: response to bacterium.